CAAAGCAGGUAGCUUAGGGCGGUUGCGGUAUUCAUUCAAACCGCGCCUUCCCGCUGUUUACGGUUUCAACAGCGAUGGCAGGCAUUCCAGUAAGCCGGCAUGUUGGAUAUACAGCUGUUUCAGCCUCGGAAAUGCCAACUAGUCCAAGGAUCACGGCUGCUGGGAGUCCUCAGCGGAAAACCUUGAAGGCCGCUGGAGCAUGCCUGCUAUGGCUAUUUUGCUCGAGUUUAAUUAUCCUUGUCAACAAGUAUAUUAUGGUUGACCUGGGCUUUAAAUACCCUAUGGCGGUAGCGGCGAUGGGCAUGGGCUUCGCCUCCAUCGCCACGUUCUUCUACUGUGACGUCCUGAAGCAAAUCCCGCCUGCUGCGGGUGUAGACUCGGCCUUCUACUGGAAGCGCAUCUUCCCAGUUGGCGCAUGCCAGGGCCUCACCCUCUUCCUGGGUAACCAAAUGUACUUCUACCUCACAGUCGCCUUCAUCGAGAUGUCCCGCGCCUCCCUGCCGGUCACCACAAUGGUCGCCCUCUGGCUUGCACGCUUGGAGACCCCAACCGCCUCCGUCAUCCGCGCCGUGUGCCUCACGGCGCUGGGGUGCGGGGUGGCAGCGUACGGCGAGGUGCACCUCACCAUUGUGGGCGCGCUGCUGGCGGCAUCCAACCUCACCAUGGAGAGUGUACGACUGGUGAUGACGCAGUACCUGUUGGUGGGGUGCGACAUGCACCCGCUGCAGAGCCUGAAGCUCAUCGCCCCCGCUGCAACGCUGACGCUGCUGGUGGGGUCGGCCAUGCGCGAGUACCCCACCAUGGUGGCGGACAAGGCGCUGGACAUCGUACUCAGGUACCCUUUCCAUUUCCUGCUGGCUGCGUGCCUGGGGCUGGUGGUUAACGUCCUGGGGGUUAUAAUCAUCAAGCUCUCCUCGGCAACCACACUAAAGGUGCUGGCGGCUGUCCGGGGUCCCAUCGUGGUGAUGUGCGGGGUGCUGCUCUUCAGCGAGGCGGUCACGAUGCUCGAGUUCUUUGGGUACUCCAUCGCGUUGGGUGGCUUCAUCUGGUACCAGUACGCGCUGACACAGAAGGCGGCAGCGGAGGCGGCCUUGAGGGCUGCAGCUCAGCCCGCCAAGGCAUGAGAGGCGUCGUGACACCUGUUCCUGUGUCGACGAAUGUUCGUAUAGUAGGAAGGGGGCUAGCCAUCUGCUGAUGAGCUGGCCUGUCUUUUGUGGGACGCCUGACCUUGUCCGCCAACCCUGACAAAACCCUGACCCGCGUAAUUAGUUUUCAUGAGGCUUUCUGGCUCGCUGGUUUUGGCUGCUGCUGCUGCUGUUGCUGCCCAACCCCGGGGCCUGCCGGGGAGGAGAACUGUGACGCUUUAGUGACAAAGCAUUGUUUACAUGCAUGCACGCGUUUGUUGGUAUUUGUUGAUGUCGUUGUCUUGUUGCCCGUUUGUCGUCAAAUGCCUUGUGCGUUGCUUUUCUGGUCGGCUGGGAGUUUUCUGCUAGGGUGGGGGUUGGGUGCGGUGGGUUGGGGUCCCUAGGGACGAGGAGGGUAUGACCCCGCCUGGGGUGCCCCGACUAGCCUCGCUGUCCAAGAAAGGGUGAGAGUGGCUGCAGGAUUGCCGAGCACCUUUUGCUGAGAGCGAGAGUGGGAACAAUACAGCCUAUACAGGUGGUCGAACCAGGAAAGAGGCGGUUCAUGGAGGGAGGCAUAGCAAGCAGCUGCUACAUAUCGAAUGGUGGGGAAUUGCAUCUGGCUGCUUGAUACUAGAGGCAAGGGGCAAAUGCGCGUGCGGGAUAUGGCAGCUUUUCCUGCUGCUGCGGUUGCAAGAGGAGGUUGCAGUGCAUCUUGACCGGCGGAAAUGCAUGGCAAGUUCUACUGGGGGUUACUCAUGGCCGUCAUGGGGGGCGCUGUGUUACACAGCAACGUAGGCUGCGUCUUCCCAUAAGUGCAGGGUGGCAUGCAAGGGUUUCCAGAUGUGCUGGCGCAUCCCUUUUUGUGGUUGCUCUUGCUACCUUCCGGCGUCCAUUUGCACCUCUAGCCGGAUGGGGAAACCUCUGCUCAUUGCAGGUCCAGUGCAACGUAAUGUGGGUGGGUAAAAAACACAAGUAGGAGGAGUGAUUGUGCUGCACCUUGCCUCGGCUGUGUCAGCUCCGCAAGGGGGUUAGACACGGACACAAAAGGCACAUGUGCGUGCACAGAUAAUUAUAGCUCAAACGUGCGCUUAACACCGGUAAAGCAAGAGG
This is a messenger RNA of Astrephomene gubernaculifera, 2234 nucleotides long. Lineage: Eukaryota; Viridiplantae; Chlorophyta; Chlorophyceae; Chlamydomonadales; Astrephomenaceae. The record is from the annotation of a GenBank genome assembly.